CAAGAAAACACCCAUUUUGAUGUCACGGACCUAGUCUCAUGUAGAAUUUCUUCUUGCUAUUUCUGUAAUACAACGUCUUAUGUAUUUGACCUUGGGUUUGCGGACUAUUCGUCUGAAUUUCGAACUGGGCGGGUUAUGAAUUUCUUGAGUAUUCCUUUAAAGAAGUCGGCUCCUGUUGAUUUAUCCAGUAAUUUUCAACAGUUGAUCGCCCUGCAAUAUGGUGCUCCAACCGCAAAUGCGUGCCUUGGUUCACUCGGUGAGUUAUCGUCAAUGCGAACUGUCGCAUGUGUCAAAGGCGAUAACUACAACCCGACAGUCGAAGCAAUCGCAGCGUAUCAUGAUGCAAUGUAUCAAUUAGAAGGACGUCUAAAUGUGAAUGUUGCUUCACGAGUUGAUUUUAAGUGGAGCGAUAUUUCUGGAAAAUCUAACAAAAAAGAAAGCUCUCUUAAAUUUGAACGUUCAAAUGUCUUGUUUUGCUAUGGUGCUGCUCACAGUCAACUUGGUGAAUCGUGCCGUCCCAAUUGUGAAAAUUCACUCCAACAAGCUUUGAAAUCUUUCAAGAUUGCUUCUUGCACAUUUGAUUACAUAUCUUCAGAUUUGAUGUCUGGGGUUAAAGAUCCUCUACCAGAUUUAACUUCAUCAGCACUAACACUGUUCAGUAAUCUUAUGCUUGCUCAAGCAUAUGAAUGUGUCCUCUCGAAAGCUGAAAAAGAUAAGAAAAAGCCUGCCAUUUUAGCAAGAAUAGCAUCAACCUUGACUAGUCUUUACGAAGACUGCCUGUCAGAUUGUUCAGGUGGAGCUAAAAAUGUUGUUCCAAAAGAUUGGUCUGGUGUAUUAAGCAUGAAAAAAGGUUUAUAUGAAGCUCUGACACAAUAUCAUCAAUCUAAAGCUUGUUGCGAAGCCAAACAGUACGGGGAACAAGUAGCUCGCAUAUCAUUUGCUUAUGAGCUAAUCAAAUGUGUUGCUCGAAGUAGUUGUUUUCAGAGAAAGAAUUUAGUGGAACAAUUUAAACAAGAAGAAUCAGUUGCAAUAAAAGACAAUGACCAUAUAUAUCACGAAAAGGUACCCGCCAGAGGAAGUCUUGCUCCUGUCGAAAUUGUUGAUGUCAUUAAAAAAACCCCACUCACGUUCCCUUUGUCCUCAUCGACUACCAAAGAUUACUUCGAAAAUCUACUUCCUAUCGCUGUUACAGAAGCUGUUAACACCGCUAAAGGUGUUCGUGCAUCUCUUAUCGACAGCGAAAUUUGCACGCUACGAGGAGCAUCCACUAAAGUGAAUGAAGUGUUAGCUUCAUAUAAUUUCCCGGCAGCAUUACUUGCUAAGGGAUCAAACUCAAUUACGGAUAAUAUUUUAUCCAAAGCUACUUCUAUACGUCGAGAUGGUGGGGCAGAAAAAUUGUAUCAGCAACUAAUGUCGAUACCUGAAUGCGUUCAACGUAAUAAAGAAAUUAUUGAGGCUGAGAAAAGUUCACUAGAUGAUGAAGAGAAUUCUGAUAAUAGUUUACGAAAACAAUAUGGUGAACGUUGGUCACGGAAACCAUCAAGUGAAUUGAACAAAUUAUGGCGUUCUGAUAUACAAAAAUGUUUGAAUUUACUUGAACAAACUACGAAAACUGAUGCAUCUCUUUUAGAACGAUAUGAGAAGCAUAAAGAACAUUUUGAAAUAUUAAGUAAACCAGAAGCUGAACUUGAAACGCUUAUUGGAUCAGAUGCAAAAUUUGCCGAAUCUAAUACUGAAGCCAAUAAUGAAGAACUAAAAUCUGAACUAACUCAAUUAUGCAACAAACUAGAAUUAAUUAAGACGGAAAGAAAUGAUCUAAUAGAACAGUUGAAAUUAGUUGAUUAUUCACCGGAUCUAGUUAAAAAGCUAUUGACGUACUAUAGAGAACAUAAUGAAACAGUUGAUUUACAAAUUGCUACUGAUAUGCUUGAUGAAAAAAUGGUAUCUGUGCGUGAACUUAUUCAAGAAAAUCUAAAUAAACAAGAAAGUUUAUUAAAUGACUUACAAACAAAAGCUGAUAUGUUUUACGGUGGGUCCGAUGGUAAUUCAAAAGACAAAGGACUAUUGACAAUGCUUAAUCUGGCUGCAGAUGAGUAUUCUGCACUUAAAGAAGCUGUUAGUGAUGCCACGAAAUUUUACGCUGAGCUUACUGAGAUUUGUGUGAAUACCCAGUGUAAGAUUGAAGAUUUCUGCGCUGCACGUACUACUGAGAAAAAUGAAUUAAUGUCUGAUAUUACAACAAAUAUAAGCCGGGUUCGUGUUUCAGACCAACAAGUCUUUUCGAAACCAUCUGUCCCUACUCGACCUGAACCAUCUUAUGCUAACCGUGUCAACCCUGUUCCUCCCGCUCAUCCUCAAGUUCCAAUGCCAACACCAACAAUUCCCAUGAUGAAUAGUACCACAUAUCCGAUGCCUCCACAAGCAUGGAAUCCUCAAGGCUAUCCUGUGAUGCCUCAACCUUCACCAUAUGGUAAGCAUUAAAAGUUUGAUGUAUAUUGUUUUCAACAGAAUGUGGAAUGGAAGUUUUUUCUGUGGAAUGGCUCCUUAUCCAGCAAUGUAUCCAUUCUAUGGCGCUUAUCCUACAAUGCCAAUGCCUCCAAAUGCAGCAUUUUCUCCCCCUAACAUGAUGCUUCCUGCUCAUUCAAUGGGUGGUAAUGGUGCUUUUCCUAGUGUUGGUGGAGGCAAUACUGAUGCACAUGCUCCCCUUGCUGGUGGUGGUCUUCAGGGACAAUAUCUACCUGGACAACCUUCUGCACAGCCUUAAAAAGAUUUCUCUAUGAACAUUUGAUUUUUGUUAUAUUCUCGAUAUCUUUGUUUAAGAAAUGUUUCUUAUGUCUGUGUUUUUGUACUACACAAAACGUGUAUUUAUUAUAAGUAUCCCAUUUAUUGAUUUAUUUUUCGACAAUCUUUAAAAUAAAAAAUGACUUUAAUGAUCUAAAAUACUUUUAUGUUUCUUUCUCAUAUUCGUCCUCUUCUAUAAAUAAAAAGCUAAAAAGUGACUUUCGACUGCUUGUAUUUUUUGACUUUUUUAUGAAGGUCAUGAUGAACAAGUGUUUUAUGUAAGCAAUAAUCGAUUUUUUUCACGAAUAGACACAUACACCUAAUUUAGCAUUAUGAUUGCGAAUUCAAUGUAUAUGCAAAUUAAAAACAAAACUUUUGCUAUUCAAUCAGUAGUCCAAUAUUUUGGAACUGAUAUAGUCAUUUCUCUGUGUGGAAAUUCCAACUAUAAGACUAAAAUAAAUUAGCUCUCUAAGCAUGAAACGAAAUCGAUCCAGGCACUGAUUAUUUUUGAAGCCUAAAUGACACUGAAUGUACAAAUAUAUAUGUUUAGUUAAUAAAAUGUUGUUUUUUG
Schistosoma intercalatum is the source of this 3352-nucleotide messenger RNA. Lineage: Eukaryota; Metazoa; Platyhelminthes; Trematoda; Strigeidida; Schistosomatidae. The record is from the annotation of a GenBank genome assembly.